This is a messenger RNA of Aethina tumida (small hive beetle), 1627 nucleotides long. Its product is annotated as cystathionine beta-synthase. Gene Ontology annotation, cellular component: cytoplasm. Gene Ontology annotation, molecular function: cysteine synthase activity; cystathionine beta-synthase activity. The coding region runs from base 59 to 1582 and encodes 507 amino acids. NCBI's taxonomy places the organism in Eukaryota, Metazoa, Arthropoda, Insecta, Coleoptera, Nitidulidae. The transcript has 10 exons. The record is from RefSeq and is a predicted model, not a curated record.
GACAACUCACAUGAUCGAGUCAAUUUGUAGUUGUCAUUUGUGAGGGGACAAUAUAAACAUGGACCGCGAAGAAACCGAAAAAUGCACGUGGAGUCCGAAUGCCGAUCCAGAAACUUCACCCCACCCUAAACAUGAAUGGCAGAGAACCUCAAAAACAUGUCCGGACAUACUGGCAGCAGUUGGGCACACUCCACUGAUAAGAUUAAAUAAAAUACCAGAGAUGAUGGGAGUACAGUGUGAAAUGUACGUUAAAUGUGAAUUUAUGAACCCGUUCGGCACCGACAAAGACAGAUUUGGUAAAAGAGCCUUUCAAGAGGCAGAAAAAAAUGGCACAAUUCCGCCAGGUGCUACACUAAUCAUACCAAAUGCCGGAAGUGCUGCCAUACCAUUGGCAACACUUGGGUCUAUUAAAGGACAUCCAGUAAAGGUGGUUGCUAAAGAAGAUUUACUGCCAUGCAGAGAAAUUAUGUUGAACAUGCUUGGAGCAGACGUUAUCAAAGUCCCAUUGGAAGUAAAUCCAGGUUCUCAUAAUGGAGUGUUUGGUCUUUGUAAAAGACUUUCCAAGGAGAUUACUCCGUCUGUUGUGCUUAAUCCACAUGAACAUCGUGAUAACCCUUUGUCUCAUUACGACACCACUGCUGAAGAAAUAUUAGAUGCACUUGACGGUCAAGUGGACAUGCUGGUUGUGUGCAGCAGAAGUGGCGGAUUAUUAACUGGAAUUGGCAGAAAAUUGAAGGAAAGGUGCCCAGACGUUACAAUUAUCGCUAUUGAUCAAACAAAAACUGAUGAAACUCCUGGAAUGAAUUUAAAAACAAAUAAGGAUACUGACAGUUUAAACUACUCCGACGAUAUAAAUUUCGAGCGGCUUGCGAAUCCAAGUGUAGCUGAUCAAACUAUAGUUGACAAGUGGAUGAAAAGAGACAAGAAAGAGGGGUUUCAAAUGGCAAGGAAGUUACUUCGAGAAGAAGGAAUAUUUUGUGGAGUGUAUAGUGGUUUGGCUGUACAGGUAGCCUCAGAAGAAGCAAAAACCCUAGACGAGGAUCAACACUGCGUAAUUGUUCUCCUUGAUUGUGUAACUACUUACCUCGACUACUUUCCAAACGACUAUUGGAUGGAGGCGAAAGGAUUUAGUCCUUGCAAUAACCCAGCUAAUUAUUGGUGGUGGGAUGUAAAUGUCUCUGAACUAAAACUGAAUCCACUACGAAAUAUUGAGGAUACAUUUACUUGUCACGAUGCUAUUCACAUGAUGCAAAAGUACUCAGUUCACCAAUUGCCAGUUGUAGAUAAAUAUGGCAAUCUGAAAGGAAUAGCAACUUUAUCCAAUAUUUUAAGGAAUAUUUUGGCUGGAAAGAUACACUCUCAAGAUUCUGUUAAAAGAGUUUGUUAUGGAGAUUUUUCUGGUAUAGAAGAGGGCUACAGUGCUACUUUAGGACUGAUACUGCGUACUUUACAAAUACAACCAUAUGCUGUCGUGUUUACCAUUACAAAUGGUGAAUAUGGCAUAGUUAUGAAGCCACUGCAUAUUAUAACACCUCGAGAUAUAUUAAUAUACAUAAAAUCACAUAAAAUCGAUCCAAUGUAAAUUAUAAUGUCCCUUACAAUGAACAAUAUACAAAUAUUUUAAAUA